Molecule: messenger RNA, 2268 nt
Organism: Diplodia corticola
Lineage: Eukaryota; Fungi; Ascomycota; Dothideomycetes; Botryosphaeriales; Botryosphaeriaceae
Product: mpp10 protein
Exons: 1
Coding region: 1-2268 (755 amino acids)
Biological process (GO): rRNA processing
Cellular component (GO): sno(s)RNA-containing ribonucleoprotein complex; small-subunit processome; nucleus
Source: RefSeq, a predicted model, not a curated record
AUGGCCACUCUUUCGUUCUCGCCGACGGGCUCGAUAUCGUCGCAUACCCUGUCGUCUCAGUCUGUCCAGCCGCCGUCCUCCUCCGACCUCAACUCCGCCGCAGCGCAAGCUCUCGUUACAGCCCUCUCCGCCUCUCCGCACGACUUCCUGCAGCCCACUUCCAACCUGCACAAUGCCACACUCGCACUAGCGAAGCACCUUCUCGAUCCUUUGGCCUCCGGCGUAAGUGAGGCCCAGGUCAAGCGCCAACAGGAAGCGCGCAAGAAGAGGAAGCGCGGCGAAGGCGACGCCGAGUCCGGUCCGGUGUUGCAACUGAAGAAGGUCCAUCUCGAGGGCUUUGGCGUUGAGCAGGUCUGGGAGCAGUCCAAGAGGGUCCUUGACGCCGCCCGAGCCGAGGUUGAACGCGACUUGCCCGAGGUGCUCGCCGAGGCCGAUGGCGCUCUGGCCGGUGGCUUCUCCGGCCAGAAUGGCGUCAAGAUGGUCAGGUUCGGCGAAGACGGCUUCGAAGUCAGCGGAUCGGAUGAGGGUGAGGAGGAGGAGGAGGAGGAAGGGGGGAGCGAAUUGGGCGAGGAGGGCGUGGACUGGGAGUACGACGGCGACGAUGUCUCCGAAGAGGCGGACGAGGACGUCGAGGAGGAGCUUGAAGAAGGAUUCCACACUGAGGACGAUGAUGAGAGAUCGGAUCUUGAUGACAUAGACAUGGGCCGGGACGAUUACGAUGAGGACGGUGCGUCACAGGAUGACGAACCUGCUGCUGAGUACAUCCCAGACCCGCAUGGUCUGAACGAUGGCUUCUUCUCUAUCGAUGACUUCAACCGCCAGGCCGAGUUUCUGGAACAGCAAGAUGCAAGGGGGGAUGAUGACGGCGAGGCAAGUGACGAAGAGGAGGUCAACUGGGCCGAAGAUCCCCUAAACUCGAACUCGCUUGUCGCCAAAGGCCUGCAGAAGGAGGGCGCCGAGGAGGCCGAAAGCGAGGAUGAGGAAGAUGGCCCAACAUUCGGCAACAUGGACCUUAAUGCGCCGGAAGGAGCUAGCGACGACGACAUGGACGAUGUGUCCAUUGCUGAGGGAGAUAUGGACGGUAUCGGCGACAUGGGUAAUGCCAACAAUAUCAUGUACGGCGACUUUUUCGCGCCACCGGCAAAGAAGGCCAGCAAAAACAAGAAGGGUCGACCUCAUCCCCACAACUUCCCUUCCGGGCAUCAGAAGCCUACAUCAGCGCCGAACGAUCAGGACGUGGAAAAGACAAUGGCCGCAGUUCACCGCGACCUGUUCGAGGAGUCGGACGAUGACCAAGAUGCGUCGGAUCUUAGCGACGUCGAUCCUGACGACCCCAAAGCGCGCAAGUCGACCCACGAACGCCGCCAAGCCAAGCUUGCGGAGGAAAUCCGCCGCCUGGAAUCCCAGAACGUGGCAAAGAGAGAGUGGACUCUUUCUGGUGAGGCCAGAGCGGCAGAUAGGCCGCAGAACUCACUGUUGGAGGAGGACCUAGAUUUCGAGCGCGCCGGCAAGCCCGUUCCCGUCAUCACUGCAGAAGUCAGCGAGGACAUCGAGUCUCUGAUCAAGCGUCGCAUCAUCAGCCGCGAGUUUGACGAAGUCAUCAAAAGACGACCCGACGACCUUGCCACCGGUCCCGUUCGCCGCGGAAGAUUUGAACUGGAGGACACCAAGGCGCAAAAGGGUCUCGCAGAGGAGUACGAGGAGGAGCAUCUGCGCAAGACCGAUGCGAAUUACGUGGAUGUCAAGGACGAGAAGCUCAAGAAAGAGCACCGUGAGAUCGCGUCGCUAUGGCGUGACGUCUCCGCCAAGCUCGACGCCCUCAGCAGCUGGCACUACAAGCCCAAGCCCGCAGACGCCAACCUCGAGAUCCGCACCGACGCGGCCGCCAUCACCAUGGAAGACGCCAGGCCCACAGCCGGCGGCGACAUUGGCGGCGCCAACAUGCUCGCGCCGCAGGAACUGUACGCGCCGGGCGAGGAGCGGACAAAGGGUGAAGUGGUUACGAAGGGCGGCAUGCCGAUCGCGAAGGAGGAACUCAGCCGUGAAGACAAGAAGAGCCGGCGGAGGAGGGCCAAGGAGCGCCUGCAGAAGGCUGGUGGGCCGGAGAAGCAGGAGAGCAAACAGACGAAGGAGAGGAAGGCAGUUGUCAGCGACCUCAAGAAGGGUGGCGUCAAGGUCAUCAACAGGAAGGGCGAAGUCACAGAUGUCGAGGGCAAGGCUGUCAAGAAUGGGAGGGCGCAAGGUGGCGCUGGCAAUUUCAAGUUGUAA